AUGUCAAACCCACUUUCGCCCCUCUCCACCUCCUACCAGAACGCGCGCGCGCAAUCGCAAAUGGCGAACUCUUCGCCCUUCCUCCACAAGACUCUGGACCAGCCCUCCGAAAACGCUGCGCCCUCAAGCCCUCUGAAGAGAGAAUGGACAAGUCACGCCAUGUCCUCCCCCAAUGCUUACGAUGAACACGAAAAUUACCCUAACGAACCUGACUACGAGAACGAUCACGAGAACCACGAUUACCAGAAUGACCACGAAAUCAAUGAAACAGAAUCAUACCAAGCGGGCGCUAGCUCACCAUUUCAAUACGAGGGACGCGAAGAUACCGUUGAUUACCAGAAGCUGCGCCAGAUGCGACAGACAUCUCAAUCAUAUCCACGACUAGAUCCAUUGGAAGAAGAGAGCGCCACAAGCUCCCCCUUUCGACCAAACGCCGCAGAAGACACAGUUGACUUCCAAAGGAUUCGGGAGGUAGACUCCAUGUCGCCUGGCUUGGAUAGGCGACUUGCUCUGGAAGAGCCUAUGAGCUCUCCAUUCCGUCCCAAUGCUGGUGAUGAGACGGCAAAUUUCCACAACUUGCAGGAGGGUCAGUCAUCGCCUCUGGCACGUCCGGAACUUCAUGCGCUAGAGGAGGAAAGUCCUCAAAUUUCCCCAUUCCGCCCGCAUGCUCGAGAAGAGACCGUGGAUUUCCAAAAUUUGCGAGAGGUGGAGCCUUUGUCGCCUGGUAUUGAGAAGCGGUUGGCGCUAGAUGAGCCGGCGAGUUCACCGUUCCGUCCUGACGCCCGGGAACCAACCAUUGGUUUUCAAAAUCUACGUGAAGUUGAGCCUCUGUCGCCUGGUAUUGAGAAGCGGUUGGCACUAGAUGAGCCGGCGAGCUCACCGUUCCGCCCUGACGCCCGGGAACCAACCGUAGGCUUCCAGAAUAUGCGUGAAGUGGAGCAUCUGUCACCUGGCAUCGAGAACAAAUUAGCGAUGGAUGAGCCGGCAAGUUCGCCGUUCCGUCCCCAUGCACGGGAGGAGACGGUCGAUUUCGACCAAUUGCCAGAGUUGCAGAAUCAAUCGCCUGGUUUUGAGGCUCAGCAAGAACCAGAGCCGAUGAGCUCGCCUUUCCGCUAUCGGGCUCGAGUCACGCAUUCUGAGUCCCCUGCACCAUCCGAGGCGCCAGAAGAUUCACCAAUGGCACAAAGAAACUCUUCUCCUGCUGUGGCUUUAGGCUCGCCAUCCCCUCCCAGGGACCAACAGGCAGAGGAGCCUUUGGAACAGCAGGACAUGCAACCGGAGCCAUUGGAGGCACCCCAAUACACCUCCCCUGCUCCUGCGCCUUCUGCCUUCCAAACAAGCCGUAAUUCACAAAACUUUGGAUCGCCUAAGCUAGUUGAAAAUCAUUCAACGCCACCAAGAGAGUCUCGCAACUCUUCCCCUACUCCCGCGCCGGUGGCUAUUACAGCCGCCGAGCCGAACCCCAAGGAACAUACGCUCAAUCUUCACAAGCCUCGUCGGAUUUCCCGGAUAUCGCUUGGUCUGAGUGGUCAACGUCCAACUGCAGCAACCCCUCGCAAAAGAUCCUACGAUCAAACGCCUCAGGAGCAGGAGGAAAGUCUGCAGAUUCGCGCCUCUUACAAAAAGGGCAUGACGAGCCGACCAGAGCCACCGACUAUCCACGUUGACGCUGGUAAUUCUAGCGUGGUUCAAGAUCACAGCUUCCUUUCAACAGGCGCUGCGCAGGAGCGCUCAGCGAUCGGCAACAGCCUGAUGGAAGAUAGACACAAUGAAGGCAUGAGCACGGUAAUGCCAGAAGAUGGUGAAAAAGAAAGCCACGCCCACGCGCAACAGUCAAAUGAAACUUCAAUGGUUGAUGAUUCAAUGGACGACACUUGCUUGAGUACCUUCUCCGCCGUACCGGACAUGACUACAUUUGCAAAGCUUCGAUCUCAGUCCCCGAUGAAGUCAAUGCGAAGCUCUGUCGGUGGGUAUCGUCGUAGCCUCGACGCCGCUGCUCCGGGAACAGACCGCAGGGCUUACAGGGCAAGCACGCAUCUUGAGGCAACCUCGCCUACAGGAUCGCCUACCCCAAGACCCAGAGGUCCUCGGGACAUGAUGAACCCAAUGGAGUCUGGAAAUUUGCUGGACUUCUCUGAAUCCAUGAACUUCCACCCCCGCCAAUCCAUGCAGAGUAAUCGUCUCUCUCCGCGGCGCUCGCCUAUGCGGCCUCCCAGGCAAUCGAUGCGAUCACCUGGGAAAAUGUCCUCGCUUCUGGACUUUGAUAUCCCGCCUGCCCCAACUCCUCGAUCUAUUCCUACGGUGACUCCCCGGGAGUUAGAAUCACUCAAGUCUGGCUUCAUGUCGGAGAUUUCCUCGCUAAGGGCCACCCUCAGCGGGAAAGAUGCCGAAGUUGCCAGCUUGAAGCAGGCGGUGAUUGACUCCGAGAGACGUGUUGGUGAAGCUCUGGAAGACUUGCGCAACGAAGCGGCUCUGAAAGAGGAGCUGGAGAUCGAGCAAGCUGAAUGGGGCCGUCGGGGUAAAGAAAUGGAGACUGUCUUACUCUCUGUCCAGUCUCAAUUGACGGAUGGGGAGCGGGAGCGGGAAAAUCUCUCCCACAGGGCCGAGGAAGCCGAAAAGAGCAAGGAAAAGCUGGAACAAAGAAUUGCCGAGCUCGAGACCCGGCUCUCUGCUGCCCGCGCUUCGGCAUCUUCUGCUAGUAGUGCCAAUGCUUCUCGCUCUGCUUCCAACUCGGCGGAGGAUACUGCACGAGAAGUCCAGGAUGCCGUUGAAAAGGUGGCUCGCGAACUGCACACACUAUACAAAGGAAAGCACGAGACUAAGGUCGCCGCUUUGAAGAAGAGUUACGAGUCUCGGUGGGAAAAGCGUCUCCGGGAGUCAGAGAAGAAGCUUACUGCCGCUCGCGAGGAGAACGAGCAUCUCCGCUACGAGCGUGAUGCUGCCCAGUCCGGCUCACAUGCGUCUGGCCAUAACAGUCCCUCCGCGCGUGAGAACGAGGAGCAUGAAGCCGAGAGGCGUGCCAUGGAAGCUCAUAUCCAGGACCUGCAGAGAGAUAUGGCUUUGCUCAAGCAGGAUACCGAGCAGAUGCGCUCAGAUCUCGAACUUGAACGCGUAGAAAAGGGCGAGCUUGUUGCUGCGGUUGAUGAAUGGUUGGCCAUGCAGCAGACUCAGCCUGCACCCCAGCGGGAGCGUGGAGGGUCUACUGCUUCUUCUCAAGGUCCCGUCGAGGAGGCCCGUCUGUCUCGUGAAACGACCCCUGAUGACUUCCGUCGCAGUAUUCCUCGUUCUGGCUCGGGAAAUAUUCGUCCUCUUGCUACUGCCGAGAAGAGAAUUCCUCGGUUUGGUGCCCCUGCACACUCGCGUGGUAAUAGUGGUGGCAAGUCUGGCAUUGCGAUGCCGACUCCUAAUCGAGGUAUCAUGGGCUCGAUUGAGAGGAUGGGUCGUGGUGGUGCUUAG
Penicillium olsonii is the source of this 3456-nucleotide messenger RNA. The record is from the annotation of a GenBank genome assembly. NCBI's taxonomy places the organism in Eukaryota, Fungi, Ascomycota, Eurotiomycetes, Eurotiales, Aspergillaceae.